This is a messenger RNA of Arachis ipaensis, 3272 nucleotides long. Its product is annotated as LEAF RUST 10 DISEASE-RESISTANCE LOCUS RECEPTOR-LIKE PROTEIN KINASE-like 1.2. Gene Ontology annotation, biological process: protein phosphorylation. The record is from RefSeq and is a predicted model, not a curated record. Gene Ontology annotation, molecular function: polysaccharide binding; ATP binding; protein kinase activity. NCBI's taxonomy places the organism in Eukaryota, Viridiplantae, Streptophyta, Magnoliopsida, Fabales, Fabaceae.
UUAGAUGUAGUUGAAGUUUCGCACAUAUUUCUCUUCGGAAAGAAAUAAACUGCUGGAGGCUUAUCUUAUCUGAUUAACGACAUGAUAAUAAAAUCUCAUAAGUGUGUGCAACUGUGCAUCAUAGGUCAAGAUUUUUCACUGACCUAGUCAAAGAGAUAAAAUAGAAGGAAUGCAGGGAAAUUAUUUUUCUAGUUCUGGCAAAAGCUACAUCUUUUGAGGGUUAUAUUAGUGAUUUCACAUGUCAACGGAUUUGUCUCCCUGGGUUUUGCAUAUGCAUGAAAGUGCAGCAGCAAUUCCUAUUAUUAAUUUGUUUAUUUAUUGAAUUAUUUUUUAAAUUAUGGGGUUAGAAUUAGAUAGUGCGCUAAGUCUUUAUUUUCAUUCUGGUCCAACGCGUCUUUCACAAUCAUACACUUCAUUUUCUGCUUUCUUCUGUACAUGACAUGCUUUUCUUUCUCCGAUUUCCCUUUCAAAGUCCUCACAUACAUGUAUUCUCUUACAAAGAACUUCUAAAAACACUACUAUCUAAAUUUUAAGUGCAGGAUCCUUGUGAUGUCACCAUUACUGGGAAUGACCAUAUUCUCAUUCUCACCAUUAGUAUUUGUUUUGUGUCUAUUUUUUUUUUUUAAAUUUAAUAAAGAGAAAGGAGUCUUCAUACUUCUUUUUCAAGCUACUUCACCUACUUUCCAUUAUCAACAUUCAACUUUUGACAUUGUUAUUAUGAUUAAACAAAUUUAAAACUACAAAAACACCCCACCCCAACAAAAUUGAAAAUUCACAAAAUUGCUAAUUACUAAGUUUAUGAAAACAAAUAUUGGUAGUUGGCCUACUUCUCCAUCUUUAUAAAUGUGAAUGGGUAAUUCUCUGGUGGAUUGUUUUCAAACACCAAUCAUGACCCCCACUAUAAAAUAGUAGCAUAUAAAAAGUUUUCCACAAUAGCUGCCAACUCCGUUGAAUUUCUUCUCUAAAUGCUUCCUUCGGACCCCAUCCGAAUUCUUUUCUCCUAUGUUCUUCUCUGCUCCCCAUCCAAAUCUCAGGCAACAAAUGAUCCUUCAAAUCUCCAUCCAUUACAAUGGACUUCAACUAUACAUUAUAAUCACCAUUAUCUUCUUGUUCUCCCUGGCUACCACUGUGGUAUCUGUUAAUCCAAAAUUUGUGGCCUGCACACCUAGAAGCUGUGGAAAUGGUCUAAACAUUAAGUAUCCAUUCUGGAUCCCUUACGAACAGGAUUCAUUUUGCGGCUAUCCUCACUUUGAGAUCACCUGCAAGAACAAGAAUCCAAUUCUCAAAGCAUCCAAUUAUGACUUGCUAGUGAAAGAUAUCAAUUAUACCAACUCUUCAUUUACUGCUGCUAACCUUGCUGCCUAUGAGGAAAAGUGUCCUGCUCCCAUGAACAAUUACAGUUUUGAUAAGUUACCAUUUACUUAUAGUUCUGAGAACAAUAAUUUCUCUUUCUUCUAUAACUGUACCACGAAACCAAUAGAUUACCCUAUAUAUGAAGUAGAUUGUGCUAAAAAUGCUACUCAUUAUUCAUUUGCGGUUUUUCAUAAGGAGGCACUGGAGCGCAAAAACUACUCCAUGAAUGAGUGUCAGUUUGUGAUUAAUGUGCCACUGAACAUGAAUGCUGCUGUUAAUUUCAGUAGCUUAUUGCAAAUGAAUUAUACUGAAAUUUUGAAGAUGGGAUUUCUUUUAAACUGGACUGCACCUGAUUGCCAAUACUGUGAGAAAAGUGGUGGACGGUGUGGAUUUGAUGGUUAUCAGUUUCUCUGUUUCUGCAAGGAUAAGUCAUACCUGAAAAGUUGUGGUGAUGAUGCAGGAAAGCGCCGGAAAUGGAUACUCGUUGUUAUAGUUGCUGCUGCUGUGGUUGGAUUGUUUGCCCUUGCCAUGGCCCUUCUUUUCUAUAAAAGGCGAAAGAAGACCAGUUAUGGAAUGUCUUAUACACAGCCGCGGAGCUUGUCUUCUGAUCCAUCAUCUUGGAAAGAUACUGAGAAGGGAAGUCAAUACUUUGGAGCGCACCUCUUUACCUAUACUGAACUUGAAGAGGCUACUAACUUCUUUGACCCAUCCAGAGAACUAGGAGAUGGAGGUUUCGGGACAGUGUAUUAUGGACAACUACCAGAUGGACGUUGCAUCGCAGUGAAGCGGUUGUAUGAGAACAAUUACAGGAGAGUAGAACAAUUCAUGAAUGAAAUUGAGAUCCUAACUCGCCUACGCCACAAAAACCUUGUCUCACUAUUUGGAUGCACUUCUCGCCACAGCCGUGAACUUCUGCUUGUGUAUGAGUACAUUGCAAAUGGAACUGUUGCUGAUCAUCUUCAUGGAAACCGAGCCAAAGCUGGUACACUGCCCUGGCAUAUUAGGAUGAACAUUGCCAUGGAGACUGCAACUGCCUUGGCAUAUCUUCAUGAUUCUGAAAUCAUCCAUAGAGAUGUCAAAACCAAUAAUAUUCUUCUUGACAGCAACUUUGUUGUGAAAGUCGCAGAUUUUGGACUUUCGCGCCUUUUUCCAAACAAUGUCACCCAUGUUUCAACCGUUCCUCAAGGGACACCUGGUUAUGUGGAUCCAGAGUACCAUGAAUGCUACCAGCUUACUGUCAAAAGUGAUGUUUAUAGCUUUGGAGUUGUGUUGGUUGAGCUGAUAUCAUCCUUGCCGGCUGUUGAUAUCACAAGGCAUCGGCACGAAAUCAAUUUGUCCACCAUGGCCAUUAACAAGAUUCAGAAUCAGGCACUGCAUGAGCUAGUGGACAAAAAUCUUGGGUUUGAUUCAGAUUUGAAGGUAAGGAAGAUGAUAAAUGCAGUAGCCGAGUUAGCAUUUCAGUGCUUGCAGAGUUCCAAAGAUAUGAGACCUUCAAUGCAAGAAGUAGUGGAUACUCUCAAGGAUAUACAGAGUGAUGGCGAGUACAAAGGCCAAAGCCAUGCUGAAGUCAUGGAUAUCUCAUCAACUGCAGAUGAUGCUGUAUUGCUGAAGGAUGAUCCGCCUCCACCGUCGCCGGCUUCAACUGUAGGGAGCAAAUCUACAACACCAAAUGCUAGUGGAUAAGUGAUCCUUCUUUCACAUUUCAGAAAAUAGCAGAGAGCGCAUCAAAUAGGUAGCGUCCACCCAGUUAGAGCCUGGGUGCUAUCAUUAGUAAUGUAGAUGACUUUAAGAUUGAGAUGUACAUAGAUGCUGAUAAAGCUGCGUUGGUUAUGAGAGUUUAUCUGUUUAAUAAUUAUAUUAAUAUUAUUGUUAUAUUUUUCAUGUGAUAUCAAGUUUAAAUAAGACGCAUUUUUAAUUCA